AUGAUGUCAAAGCAAACACGCCGCUGCUGCAACUCCAAACCCCCAGCAGCCACCACUCCCAUCAAGUCCCUCCAUGUGGUGUUGGGCAAGACCACCGACCUCCGGUCCUUGACCCAUGAGUACAGGCAUCACACAUCCUACCUCGUGGAAGAACUCUUUAUUGAACCCUCCUGUUCCUACAGCUUUGGGCUUGCACCCACAGUGUCAGAACCUGAUUGGGAUCGUCAUCUCACUGAAGCCCGCCGCCUCUUUCGAGCAUUGGGCGACUUUCCCCAGCUCAAAAAGAUCCACAUCAAGUGCUUGGGGGCUUCGGGAUGUGGAUUUCCCCUGGAGCUCUUGACCGCUCUGUUGAUCAAUCCCAUGCGAGAAAUGUACCUCCAAGAGCUGGUGCUCGAGCAGUGCCAGUUUUCCUCCCAAGACGACUACGACCACGACCGCACGGAUUUGGUGCUAGCGGUCCGGUUUCUGAACAACUUGAAGCGCUUGGAAUGUGACGAACGGGCGUUCCGGUUCCCGGGGGCGGGGGGCAUGUGGGAGGAGGACGACCAGGAUGUGCAGGACCGACAUGGUGGUUGCUGCAAUGCGCAAUUCAUUCAAACCAUCAUGGAAUUGCCUCGUUUACAAGACCUCAAGUUUGCCGCACCUCACAACUCCUCGGUGUGCAAGUUGGACAGUGCUGCUCUGGAAACCUUUGUGACAUCCUCUCGGUCCUUGUCCCUCAAAAACUUUCAGUUGGACUCGUCCUCCCUGGCUGCCUUGGCCAUGGCAAUGGAGAGUCCCGCCUGCUGCCUGGACAGUCUUGACCUCGAUAUCAGCCAUGCCUGGGCAGCUGUCAAUGAUCUCUUUCAAGCUUUUGCUUCCAACACCAGCCUCACCAACCUGGAACUAUGGGUGUCGGACAUGGCAUCCUGGAAGGAACACCAAUGCUCCAUCGUGUUGGCCAAUGCCUUGGUCCAGAACACACACUUGAAGAGCCUCAAACUUCGCGGCUUGAAGCCAUUCUCUGAGGACAGUAUCGCGGCCUUUUGCAAGAUAUUGGAAGCCAAUGACACGCUGACAGAGAUCGAACUAUUUGGUGCUUCCGGUGAACGCUUGGCUCCGGCCAUUGAGUUUUAUACCACACUGAAUGCCAAGGAUGGAGGAAGGAAGCAAAAGCUGCAAGACAUGUCCAACUACUCCAUGUCCCAAUGGAUGCAAGUGCUCGGUGACACAAACACCAGAACCUCCAGGAUGACAGAUGAUGGUGGCAUGCACAACUUGGAGGGCCUCUACUUUUGGCUCCGUCGAAAUCCUUCCGUCAUCACCUCCGUGGAUUCAUCAUCAUCAUCACAAGAGAACGUCAGCAAGAACGACGAGCUCAUCUAUGUGGACUGCUAA
Seminavis robusta is the source of this 1377-nucleotide messenger RNA. NCBI's taxonomy places the organism in Eukaryota, Bacillariophyta, Bacillariophyceae, Naviculales, Naviculaceae. The record is from the annotation of a GenBank genome assembly.